ACCAUUUGUUAGGAAUGAAACCAUGGAGAUGAGUUUAUUCAUUAUUUUUCACAGAAUGAAGAGGAAGUUUUACUCCUGGGAAGAGUGCAUUAAUCUGAGAGAGGUCAAGUCACUGAAAAAGCUGAAUCAUGCGAACGUGGUGAAAUUAAAGGAGGUGAUACGUGAGAAUGACCACUUGUACUUUGUCUUCGAAUAUAUGAAAGAAAACCUCUACCAGCUCAUGAAAAACCGGGAAAAUAAGAUGUUCACUGAGAAUGAAAUAAGGAACAUCAUGUUUCAAAUUCUCUCUGGUUUGGCAUUUGUGCACAAGCAUGGAUUUUUUCACCGGGACAUGAAACCAGAGAAUUUGCUGUGUAUGGGUCCAGAGCUGGUGAAAAUAGCUGAUUUUGGAUUGGCUCGAGAGAUCCGCUCUCAGCCUCCUUACACAGACUAUGUCUCCACGAGAUGGUACCGAGCUCCAGAAGUGCUCCUGAGAUCACCGGUUUAUAGUUCACCCAUAGACAUUUGGGCAGUGGGCUGUAUUAUGGCCGAACUUUAUUCACUACGACCACUCUUUCCUGGCAACAGUGAGGUGGAUGAGAUUUUCAAGAUCUGCCAGGUUCUUGGUACAGUAAAAAAGUCAGACUGGCCAGAGGGUUAUCAGUUAGCUGCUGCCAUGAACUUCCGCUUUCCUCAAUGUGUACCUACACCCCUGAAAACCCUGAUACCCAACGCCACUAAUGAGGCUUUAGAUCUCAUGAGAGACCUCCUCCAGUGGGAUCCAAAGAAAAGACCGUCUACUGUGAAGGCACUCAGGUACCCAUACUUUCAAGUGGGACAGGUUCUGGGCCCCCAUCCCAUGACCCCUGAAGUACGGAAGGCUCAGAUAAAGAUGGCCAGGACUAGUGAACACAGAUCAGAGCUUCAGUCUUUUUCAGAACCAGCGCUAGUGUCUCUGGCUAAAGUUCAGAGCAGAAGUUCCCAUCUGCCACUUCAGCAGAUUCCUCUGCCUCAGUCUCUCACUCAGACAGAAUGGCAAGCCGACACACUCACUUCAUAUACACAGAAGGUUGUCGGAGGUGAGAACAGCUUGAUAGGGUUGAAGAACGGACGGAGAAGAUGGGGACAGACCAACAUGAAAGCCUCGGACAGCUGGGAUGAGUCUGACUGCUCUGAUACUGCAGUAUCCCUAUCGAAAAAACCCAGCAAAGGCCCUGAGGAGGAGAAACCCACUCUACAGCCCAGGGACCAGAAACCCAUUUACACCUUUAGCACUGUCACAAAAUUACCAAACAACAGCAGACUGAAGCAGCCAGACUCCAACCAGCUGACGGCCACCUCAGCCAGACAACAUUAUCUGCGCCAGUCAAGAUAUAUGCCAGGGUUAAUAAGCAAGAACACACCAUCUGUGAGCAACAAGGAGUCUGAGAAAAACUUGUGGGGCACAUCGGUUAUGCACAAAUCCCUCACACCCAUUGGAGAAGCAUCAGCAUCCCGAAUCAGUCCAGGAAGCUUUGUAACCACCACAUACAAUCUCUCUGAAGGAUACACCCCAUCUUUCCAGAAGAAGGAAGUGGGAUCUGUAGGACAGAGAAUUCAACUCGCCCCUCUUAAUAAUCAGCUUGCCCCUCUUAAUAAUCAUCUUGCACUUGACCUCUCUGCCACUGCUGACUCUAUAGCGGUCAAAGCUAAACCUUCAAAGUCCAAACCUUCAUCUACAGUUUCACUCAAUGAAAGCUCUGAAGAUUGUGAUGGAUGGAAAAGGAGAGCUGACAGAACCCAACUCAAAAGCACAGCUUACUCAGCUCUGGGCAAAAACUCAGCCAAUCUUCUCACUCGUGCACCACCGGUUCAGCCCGUGCACGGGCGCAUUGACUGGGCUGCAAAAUAUGGAAGUCACCGGUAGUGCUUGUUGAGCUUCCAUGCCAUGAGGACUAAGGCCUGUUCAACACUCGUGAGAGAAGCAGCUUGAAUAGGUCUAUAUCACCUUAAAACAUCAGGCCAUUAUUCGCUCAAAUGUGUUGCGCAAUUAAGACACAAAUCUUUAUUAUUGACUCAACGUUUUCAGUUACGGAUUUUUUCUUGAGUAGACUACAUAAAUAUCCCGCUUAUUUUUUAUGCCAUUUUUAGUAUGCAGUUUAUAAAUGCAUUUCAUUUUUAUUUUUUAUGUGUAAAUGCGAUUUAUGCUGCA
This is a messenger RNA of Triplophysa rosa, 2170 nucleotides long. RefSeq names its product male germ cell-associated kinase (gene mak). Gene Ontology annotation, molecular function: protein serine/threonine kinase activity; ATP binding. Gene Ontology annotation, biological process: intracellular signal transduction; intraciliary transport; protein phosphorylation. The record is from RefSeq and is a predicted model, not a curated record. Lineage: Eukaryota; Metazoa; Chordata; Actinopteri; Cypriniformes; Nemacheilidae. Gene Ontology annotation, cellular component: nucleus; cytoplasm; cilium. The coding region runs from base 23 to 1885 and encodes 620 amino acids. The transcript is spliced from 13 exons.